Plasmodium gaboni is the source of this 1233-nucleotide messenger RNA. RefSeq names its product putative protein phosphatase. NCBI's taxonomy places the organism in Eukaryota, Apicomplexa, Aconoidasida, Haemosporida, Plasmodiidae. The record is from RefSeq and is a predicted model, not a curated record. The transcript is spliced from 9 exons. Gene Ontology annotation, molecular function: protein serine/threonine phosphatase activity. Bases 1 to 1233 code for a protein of 410 amino acids. Gene Ontology annotation, biological process: protein dephosphorylation.
AUGAAUAAGAUUAAUUUAAUAAGUACAAAAGAGAUAUCUGAAAUCGUCAGUUGGUAUACCCAUGUCUGUGCUGGAACUAUGCAAGGAUAUCGUGCCACGGAAGAAGAUGCAACGGUUAUUUUGGCGUCUCUUAAAAAUUUUCCAUCCUGUAGGAUGUGCACCAUUUUUGAUGGUCAUAUAGGAAAAGAAACAGCCUUAUAUUGCGCAAGGAACAUAGCUGAUUUUAUUGGUAAUUGUACAACGUUGGAUGUUAACAAUAUAACUAAUGCUUGUAUACAGAUGGACAAUGAAAUAUUAAAUAGUAAUUUCGCUCAUAAUGGAUCAACAGCAAUAAUUGCUAUAAUCGAAAAAAUUAUGAACAAGGAUUUUUUUAAGCUAUAUAUUUGCAACUUGGGAGAUUCCCGAGCAAUGCUUAUUAAAAAGGAUGGAUCAUUUAUUUCAUUAAGUGAAGAUCAUAAACCUUAUAAUAAAAAAGAAAAAGAAAGGAUAUAUAAAAUUGGAGGUUUUGUUGAAAAUGGAAGAAUACUUGGAUAUAUAGGUGUAUCCCGUUCAUUUGGAGACAAAAAUUAUAAAAUAAAAUCCGACUGUCCUUAUAAUCCUCAUGAAACCAUGAUAAGUUGUAUACCUGAUAUAAAAAUAUUUUAUGCAAACUGUGAUGAUAUACUAUUUUUAGGAUGUGAUGGAUUAUUCGAAAUGUUAUCCUGGAAUGACGUUGCUAAAUUUACUUAUGAUUGUAUGAACAGACAUACAUUAAGCGACGCCGUAAUUAAUAUUCUCGAUUAUGCACUUCUAUCGGGAUCUAAGGAUAAUAUAACUAUACAAAUAAUUAAAUUUUUUAAUGAAGAAAUUCCGAAUUUUCAUUUUAGAGAGAAAUUAAUUCCAAGUAUUUAUAUACAUAAUGAAAAAUUAACGAAACAUGAAUUUUAUGGAAAACUUCUCAAUAAAUAUCAUAUAAAUGAUAAUAAUAUUAUUAACAAACUCGUGGAAUACUGUACAGAAAUUAAAGGAUCUUGCCCUACCAUUGAACCAUAUUUAAAAAAUAUUAGGGAAAACAAAAACACACACAUAAUAUUAAAUAGAAGAAAUAAUAAAAAUAUUAAAUACCUCACUUUACCAAUAUUACAGGAAGAUCUUAAGACAAAUAAUGUCUUUAAUAAAAUGGAUCCCAAUGAUUUUAAUAAAAUGAGAGAAUUCUUUAGAGAAUAUGAUAAAAAAGUCAAGUUUAAUUAUUAA